Messenger RNA from Serpula lacrymans var. lacrymans S7.9, 5224 nucleotides. RefSeq lists its product as uncharacterized. The record is from RefSeq and is a predicted model, not a curated record. NCBI's taxonomy places the organism in Eukaryota, Fungi, Basidiomycota, Agaricomycetes, Boletales, Serpulaceae. The transcript is spliced from 15 exons. Gene Ontology annotation, cellular component: RNA polymerase I complex. Gene Ontology annotation, biological process: DNA-templated transcription. Gene Ontology annotation, molecular function: DNA-directed RNA polymerase activity; DNA binding. The coding region runs from base 1 to 5133 and encodes 1710 amino acids.
AUGAACAUCGCAUGCUCCAUACCGUCCACGGUCUCCAGCAUAUCUUUUUCGUUUCUUACAACAGAGGAUAUACGCCGGAUUUCUGUCAAACAGAUUUUGAAUCCAGUGUUAUUAGACGAUUUAAACCGGCCCAAUAUUGGGGGAUUAUACGACCCUGCACUAGGUCCAAGUGAUCGUCAGGACAUUUGCGCAACAUGUCGCCUCACAUACUUCACCUGCCCUGGCCAUUUUGGACACAUCGAGCUACCUGCUCCUUUGUAUCACCCUCUGUUCAUGGCGAAUUUGUACAAUAUACUCCGGGGAACAUGUUUAUUUUGUCAUAAAUUCAAAAUCAGUCGUUCAGUGAUAUGCAAGUACAUCGCUAAGUUUCGUUUGUUGGAACGUGGUCUUUUGGGAGCUGCGCAAGGCGUGGAUGAACUGCGCUUGCAAACAAAGAAGACUCAAGGGGAUGACGAAGAGGAUGAUGCUCCUGACGAAACUAUGGAGGAGUUUGAAAAGCGCGUCAAUUUAUAUGUCGCAGUUCACAUCCAUCGGGCUUCAGGCAGCAAGCGAGACCAUUACAAGGAUAGCCUCGUUUAUCAAGCACGGAAGGAUCUCAUAAACGAGUUCAUGAAGAACACCAUCUUGAAAAAAUGCCAGAACGAGGGUUGUGGAGCUCAUGCCUACACAUUCCGUAAGGAGGCACACACCAAAAUCAUUGAAUAUGACCUUUCCACGAAGCAAAAGAUUCAGCAUAGUGCCGUCGGCGUCAAGCGUCCCGACGUACUUCUGUUCCAGCAUGAUGCUCCUAAAACCAAUUCUACACAUCAAAGCCCUAGCGAUGCUUCAGACUCGGAUACGGAGAUGUCAGACCCUGAAGCAGAAGGGGAGGCAACUUUUUCAGACGAAGAUGAGGAAGGGGAACGUGAUCAACCUUCGAUAACCCGCAAGGAUAUGCGUCCCAGAGCGGCAAAUGGGAAGGUAAAAACCAGUCGUGGACGAAAUGAAAGGGUCAUGGCACCGGAGGAAUGUCGUGCUCACUUGAGACGGCUUUUCCAGAAGGAAGCUAUCAUAUGUUCCCUUCUCUUUGGAAGGCAUGGCCCCUUUGCCCCCAUAUCAAGGGAAGGUCUGUCUUUCGCCUCCGCAGAUAUGUUCUUUAUGGAAGUGGUACCUGUCUCGCCUACCCGAUUCCGACCACCUGCAAAAAUGGGUGAAACGCUCUUUGAACAUCCCCAAAAUGAACUUUUAUCAAAAGUUUUGCAUACAUCCUACCGAUUACGAGAUUUGAAUGCUGACCUCCGAGCUGCAACUUCCAAAUCUUCGGAGGCCGAUGAAUCAUCACGGAGGAAACUUCUUGGAACACUUCUCGAGACCCUCAUUCAAUUGCAAGCCGAUGUUAACAGUUUCAUGGACAGCAGUAAAAACCCUGCACCUAUGCGCCAAGGCAAGCUUCCUCCAGCUGGGGUGAAACAAAGUUUGGAGAAGAAAGAGGGACUGUUCCGGAAACACAUGAUGGGAAAACGUGUCAAUUAUGCCGCUCGCUCCGUUAUCUCACCCGACGUCAAUAUUGAACCUAACGAGAUUGGAAUCCCCCCUGUUUUUGCUAGGAAAUUGACUUUCCCUGAACCUGUAACUCCUGCGAAUUUCCACGAGCUACGUCAGAGAGUGAUCACUGGACCAAAGGGUUAUCCUGGAGCAACGAUAGUUGAAUUCGAGGAUGGGCAUCAACAGUCUCUGGAGAAACUGAGUGUUGAGCAGCGAACGGCCAUUGCAAACCAGCUGCUGACGCCGCAAGGUAGUAACAACAACGGCUCUGGGCGCAGUGGCCUCUCAACUCGUACAACAUCAAUCAACAAGAAAGUAUACCGACAUUUGCAAGAUGGUGACAUCCUCAUUUUGAACAGACAACCAACUUUGCAUAAGCCAAGCAUGAUGUGUCACAAGGCUCGUAUUUUACAAGGCGAGAAGACCAUACGAAUGCACUACGCAAAUUGUAACUCAUACAACGAAAUGAACAUUCACUUUCCUCAAAAUCAGGUUGCACGUGCAGAAGCGAUGUUCAUUGCGAAUACCGACAACCAAUACCUUGUUCCUACAUCCGGUAAGCCUCUUCGAGGACUAAUUCAAGAUCAUGUCGUAGCAGGUGUUUGGAUGACCUGCCAAGAUGCAUUUUUCUCUCGGGAAGAAUAUUUCCAGCUUCUCUACGGUGCUCUUAGGCCGGAAGAUGAUUCACAUAAUACAGGUCGUUUGGUGACUAUGCCACCAACCAUCUGGAAACCUAAACCUCUGUGGACUGGCAAGCAAAUCAUUUCAACAGUACUGAAGAAUAUAACCCCAAGCAAUGCGGGCGGCCUUAACUUGGACUCCAAAGCGAAAGUGCCGGGUCACCUUUGGGGCAAGGACUCGAGUGAAGACAAGGUCAUUUUCAUGGACGGAGAACUCCUUUGUGGUGUCCUGGACAAGUCGGCGUUCGGUGCAACCGACUUCGGUCUAGUUCACUCAAUAUACGAGCUAUAUGGCGCUGAUAUAGCCGGCAAUCUACUUGGGAUACUCAGUCGCUUGUUCACGAAGUUCUUACAACAUCGGGCGUUCACUUGCCGGAUGGACGAUUUGGCACUGACACCUGCUGGUGAUGCACGUAGAAUGGACUUGUUACGCCGCGGUAGCAAUCUUGGUACGGAGGGUGCUAUCGAAAACUUCCCCUCGCUAAGCAAAACUGCGAAGGCGGAUAUUCCAGCAGCCCUUUCAGCAUUGUUGGAAGAUGUCCUGCGUGACGAUAACAAGAUGGCUGGCCUUGAUGUAACGGUGAAGACCAAGCUUUCGACGCUCACAAAGUCGAUAGCCGAUGCUUGCAUGCCCCACGGUCUUCUUCGUAAAUUUCCCCAUAAUCACAUGCAGACUAUGACACUUUCCGGUGCUAAAGGUAGUGCUGUCAAUGCCCAGCAAAUAUCUUGUGCUUUAGGUCAGCAAGAGCUGGAAGGCCGUCGUGUACCAGUAAUGGUUAGCGGCAAGACUUUGCCAUCCUUUAAGACAUUCGAGACGAAAGCUAUAGCUGGUGGAUAUGUCGCUAGUCGGUUUUUGACUGGCGUGAAGCCGCAAGAGUUCUAUUUCCAUUGCAUGGCUGGUCGCGAAGGUCUUAUCGAUACCGCCGUGAAAACAUCACGCUCUGGCUAUUUACAACGUUGUUUGAUCAAGCAUCUAGAAGGAAUUCGUGUCCAUUAUGACCAUACCGUUCGUGGUAGUGACUCCUCGAUUUACCAAUUCCAAUAUGGAGGAGACGCCCUGGAUGUAACGAAACAGAAGCAUUUGCGCCAAUUCGAAUUUGUUGCACGUAACGACUUGACCUUCCUCAACCUAUACAGGCCCAAGGAUAUCGCGGGAUUGGUGAACGACAGCGACGCCGUCGAGUAUAUGAAGAAGGUACUCAAGAAAAAAUCAGCCAGCCGAGAUGCAUUUACCCCGACUCUGGACUUAUAUAGUCCAAGUCGAUAUUUGGGAAGUACAUCAGAAAAUUUCGCUGGAGCAAUCGAUAAAUACGUGAAGGCCAAUCCAGAUAAGCUUUUCAAACCAAAGGAUGUGGACGCCGAGCUUCCUAUAAAGAGAAGGCGCCAAUUCAUUCCUACAAAGCGUUUCCGUCUUCUAAUGAACGUCAAGUACAUGCGAAGUCUCGUGGAACCUGGAGAGGCCGUGGGCUUACUUGCAUCACAAGGAGUCGGAGAACCAUCAACUCAAAUGACUUUGAACACAUUCCAUUUUGCUGGUCACGGUGCCGCAAAUGUCACACUCGGUAUCCCUCGACUGCGAGAAAUUGUGAUGACUGCAUCACAAAAACCCAAGACACCCUCCAUGACUAUGGAGGUUCGAUCAGGGAUUCCACAGAUAGACAUCGAUACUUUCUGCAAGAAGGCAAGCCGAUUGGCCCUAUCUCAGGUUGUCGACGAUGUAACUGUCAAGGAACGCUUGACUGUGAAAGGCGAAGCCAGGCGCACGGAAUUUGUAAUCGACAUUGCCUUCUUUCCGAAAGAAGAAUAUCGGGAAGAAUAUGAUGUAGAACCAGCUGAAAUUCUUGCUUCCUUCGCAACUAAAUUCCCCCUAAUUCUCAAAAAGGAGAUACAGAACGAAAUGAAGAAGCUGGAUGCAGACUUAAAAAACCAGAUAGCAGAGCUGGGGAAGGGGAAGGCCGCUAAGGAAGGAGUGGCCGUGGAAAACGAAGCAGACGGCGAUGGCGGGGAAGCUCCAAGUAGAGAUAAGGAAGAUGAAGAACGAAGUGAACAGGGUGACGGCGACGCGGAGGAUGCUAAACGAGCAAGGCAGAGGAAAGAACAAACUUCUUACGAGUCAGAUGAAGACAGUGAAUCUGGAGAACUAGAUGAUGCCGCUAUCGAAGCAGCCUACGCAUCCCAAGGCGAGGAUGAUGUCGAGCAUGGGGACAAUGGUACAAAGAAAAUAGGCCGCCCGACGACUCUGCGUGAUCAAGUGGACAUAGUCACCGACCUUUUCAAGCGUAAUUUCCAUAGUGCUACUUCUUUCAAAUUCACAGAAAGUGGCUGUUCCAUCCAACUAGAGUUUGGUGCAGAUUUUCCUAAACUACUACUGGUGGGUAUCAUAGAAAGAACGUGCCGCAAAACUAUCAUUCGCGAGAUUCCCGGCAUAACAGAGUGUUUCAGCUCUGUAGUCAAGGACCACGGUAUGGAGAAGAUAAGACUCACUACUAACGGAUCUAAUUUCCGCGGUAUCUGGCUUUUUGCAAGUGGCGCGGACGAAAGCAUCAUCGAGGAUAACAAUAUUUACUCAAACGACAUUUAUGCCAUUCUGAAGACUUACGGAGUUGAAAUGGCUCGUGCAGCAAUUUUGCGCGAGAUGGGUGGAGUCUUCGAUGCAUACAAGAUAGAUGUUGACUUCCGACAUUUGGAACUUAUUGCUGACUACAUGACCUUCGACGGUGGUUACAAGCCAUUUAAUCGCAAAGGCCUGUCAACAAAUCCAUCUCCUCUUUUGAAAGCCUCCUACGAAACGACUGCAGCCUUCUUGUCGGAUGCAACUCUCUAUGGUGACUUUGACGAUCUGACGACACCAUCUGGAAACAUAGUAAUUGGACGGCCUAAUCAGACGGGCACGGGUGUCUUUGACGUAGUCAUGCCUGUGGGUGCCUAGCUCAUUCAAUUAUGUGGCUAGUAAAAAGUACAAUAUAUUACUCUUUCGUCGUAUAUGUGUGUUUUGGAUAGAAUCGCAUUGCUUUCAUGUU